AGACGGCCGACGGACAGACUUUCCUCUACCACCCCAUGGGCAUCGAGACUGGGGGUAUACAACAAGGAACUCCGACAGUUGUGAACAUAAAUGGCAACCUAGUGGUAGCAGCUCAAGCAGCUACUUCGAACGGAGUCACCCAGACAACAGUAACGUCUCCCACCACACAAGUCGUGAACCAAACUCUAACCACCGCUUCGCCUAACCAAUUGGCUAUGGCAAACGGAAACUUAGUCAUGAUGGUGCCUAGCUCGAGUGGUCAACAAUUCCCAAGAGUACAAAUUCCGGGAACGGAAUUCCUGGAAGAAGAACCCCUUUACGUAAACGCGAAGCAAUAUAGGCGAAUAUUGAAGAGGCGGCAAGCCAGAGCCAAGUUAGAAGCCGAAGGAAAAAUUCCGAAAGAGCGACCUAAAUAUCUCCAUGAAUCUCGACAUAGGCACGCGAUGAAUAGGAUAAGAGGUGAAGGAGGUCGAUUCCAUUCUGGGUCCGUCAAGAAAAGAAGGGAACAAGAGGCGCUGGCGAGGCAACAACAGCAGCAGCAGCAGCAACAUCAUCAGCAACAGCAAACGCAUCACGAAGUUCAAGGUACGAUAGGUGUUUCGUACGGCAAUAUAGAAAUGGGCACCCCUAUUAUCAUCGAGGGUGUAAUGCCAGAAAUGAUCAAACCGGACCCGCUCUAGAAGGAAACCAGUAGAAAAUUAUUAGAGUUUUUAUUUAUUUGAGUUGAAUGUUGAGUAAUUUUUCUGUAUAUAGCUUUACCGAAACUUUGUUUUCUCUGAUGGUUGGUUUAUGAACUGUUACAAACCUUUGGAAAUUAUUUUCUUUAGCCUUUAGAUAAGGAAUUGUUUUGAUUGUCCUUCUGUAAGCUGUUUUGAUUUUCAUUUGAGAAGUUUUAUCACAGAAAAUGGUGUGAUAGAACUUCUCCAUAAUGAGGUUUAGGAGUUUUGUGAAAAGUUGUUAUGAAAUUGUUACUUGAAAAAUUUAGUUCAGUUUGAAUGGUAUUUGUUAUAUUUUGAAAAAAUGAACGGUAACACAAGUCAAAAUUUUUAGUUCAUGAACCUACCUCUACUAUUUAUCGGGUCUUUUGGACGUCGUUUUGUGUUGAACAUGAUUUCGUGUUAGUAUAAGACCUUUUUUGUACAAUUGUUAAUACUUUUCUGACUGAUCGAUUUAUACUUAGUUGUAUUUAGAUUUAAAGAAAAACCAUAAAAAAACAUAAUCAUGUUGAAAUAAAUUUUUUAUAAACA
Messenger RNA from Leptinotarsa decemlineata (Colorado potato beetle), 1247 nucleotides. It is a transcript of the gene Nf-YA, whose product is annotated as Nuclear factor Y-box A. Gene Ontology annotation, molecular function: DNA binding; DNA-binding transcription factor activity. The record is from RefSeq and is a predicted model, not a curated record. Gene Ontology annotation, cellular component: CCAAT-binding factor complex. Gene Ontology annotation, biological process: regulation of DNA-templated transcription. NCBI's taxonomy places the organism in Eukaryota, Metazoa, Arthropoda, Insecta, Coleoptera, Chrysomelidae.